Striga asiatica is the source of this 657-nucleotide messenger RNA. Lineage: Eukaryota; Viridiplantae; Streptophyta; Magnoliopsida; Lamiales; Orobanchaceae. The record is from the annotation of a GenBank genome assembly.
GUAAGGAGGAGACAUCCAACUGAGCCACCAAGUGCAUUGCCUCAUAAUCCCAUGAGAUUGAAAAAGCAUAAGAAGGCUGACCAAAAUGAAGAACAAGAAGAGGUCCCACUGAGUGAAUCUCAGCCUCCACCAGCUAGUGACCAUGUUUUCUCAAGUCAGUCCCUUGUACCAACACCUCCAAACAACAACAAUGCUGCUGAAGCUAGCAAAAAUAGGUCUCAAGGAAAGAGCAGAACAACUAGGAAGAGGAAAAGAGCUGAGUUGGAUGGAAAUGGGUCUAAGAAUCAAGGACAGAAUGUCAAUGUUACACAAUCUGAUGGAGUCAGUUGUCCAAUUGUGGUGAAAGGAAGUGUGAAUUACAUAACAGUGUCCAACAUCAGAGCUGCCUUGAGGACAAAGAAUAGGACAGCUCCUGGUAAGGACAAGGCUGCAAACAAAUGAAUGUGGAUUUGGGUUGGUUUGAUUGUAUUGAUUGACUUUGGAUUUAUUUUGGUUUGAUUGUGUUGUAAUGGGAUAAUGAGUUUUUUGGUGAUUUUGGGAUUAUGGUUUGACUGUUGAGUGUGUUUAUGAUGAACAAGGCUUGUGGAUUGUGUUCUUUUGGUGAUUGUGGUUUGAACAGGUUGUGUAUUGUGUUCUUUUGGUGAUUGUGGUCUGAAC